This is a messenger RNA of Momordica charantia (bitter melon), 1190 nucleotides long. It is a transcript of the gene DER2.2, whose product is annotated as DERLIN-2.2. Lineage: Eukaryota; Viridiplantae; Streptophyta; Magnoliopsida; Cucurbitales; Cucurbitaceae. The record is from RefSeq and is a predicted model, not a curated record.
GUUUUCUGUCGCCGUCUUUCUCCUCCAGACUCUUCUUCCUUUUCGACUCUGCGGAUCUCUUUCUUUGUUGAAUUGUGCCGGAGAAUCUAUUCGUUCUUCGUUCGAAGCCCCUGUUCUAUCUUUCCGGCUCGCAAAUAUUAGCGCUUCUGCGUCUUCGAUCUUCACCUGACGUUUUUCUUUGUCGGAAAUCAUUUUUCUGAGAUUCGAUGGCUCAAGCAGUUGAGGAAUGGUACAAGCAAAUGCCUGUUAUCACCCGCUCCUAUCUCACAGCGGCUAUUGUUACCACAAUCGGUUGCUCGCUUGAGAUUAUCUCUCCGCAUCAUCUUUACUUAAACCCUAUCCUUGUGGCCAAAAAGUAUCAGUUUUGGCGUCUCAUUACCAACUUCCUGUACUUCCGUAAAAUGGAUUUGGAUUUCUUGUUUCAUAUGUUUUUUCUUGCCCGAUACUGCAAACUUCUGGAAGAGAACUCUUUUAGGGGAAGAACAGCCGAUUUCUUUUAUAUGCUCUUAUUUGGGGCCACCGUGCUGACUGGAAUUGUUUUGGUUGGGGGGAUGAUACCAUACUUGUCUGAGUCAAUUGCCAAAGUUAUAUUCCUUAGCAACUCGCUGACGUUCAUGAUGGUUUAUGUGUGGAGCAAACAAAACCCUUUCAUCCAUAUGAGCUUUUUGGGCCUCUUUACUUUCACUGCAGCUUACCUGCCAUGGGUUCUCUUAGGAUUCUCCGUCCUUGUUGGGGCCAGUGCUUGGGUGGAUUUACUGGGUAUGGUUGCCGGCCACGCCUAUUAUUUUCUUGAAGAUGUAUAUCCACGAAUGACCGGCCGUCGACCACUUAAAACCCCAUCCUUUAUCAGGGGAUUGUUUGCUGAUGAAGCAGUCGUAGUGGCACGCACCGAGGAUUUGAGAUUUGCAGCCCCUGCUCCGGAGGAUAUUCAUCAAGAUUAGUUAUUAGACAUUUGAAUUCUAGUGAACAACUGGAGAUUUCAUCUUUUGGCCAUUCAUCCACCCUACGAAGCAGCAACCUCUGAUGACCAGAAAUGUAAUGUUCAUCUGUAAUAUAAGCACACACGAAAUUUGCCUUCAUUUCUUCCUUUUUUUCUUUUUGGGUAUUGCCUUGAUGCAAAAGUGAAUCAGAAUCUCAAUUUUUAUUUCGUUAAUCAUAAUGGUUACACCUAACGAAGGAAAAUUCAACAA